This is a messenger RNA of Drosophila grimshawi, 1972 nucleotides long. RefSeq names its product cytosol aminopeptidase. NCBI's taxonomy places the organism in Eukaryota, Metazoa, Arthropoda, Insecta, Diptera, Drosophilidae. Gene Ontology annotation, cellular component: cytoplasm. The transcript has 2 exons. The record is from RefSeq and is a predicted model, not a curated record. Gene Ontology annotation, molecular function: metalloaminopeptidase activity; manganese ion binding. Gene Ontology annotation, biological process: proteolysis. The coding region runs from base 131 to 1774 and encodes 547 amino acids.
UAAAUUUAUUCUUUUGGCGACAGAACACGCAACAAUUAAAGAAUUCCGGAUAAAAUCAUCGAAUUUUACAGUUUAUAAUAUAUUUUAAAUAUUUUAAAUAUUAUACUUCUGUUUUGUACAAAAAGUAGAAAUGUUUCGCGCAACAAAAAGUUUAGCCUUAAGGGCAUUUUCACAACGUCAAACUAUUUUUCGUCGAAGUUAUUCACAGAUGAUUAACCAGAUGUUGCAGAUUCAACAGAUGGAAAUCUGCGCCGAUCCUCCCUCGCGAGGCCUUAUAAUCGGAGUCUAUGCCGAUGAAGAAGACAAGAACGAUGCGGGAAUCCUCACGCAGGCUGGUUGGCGCUACAAUGUCCAGAAGACGCAUGGACGUCUGCUGGAGGUGCUGCGAAUGGCUGGACCAAUGCCCAAGCGGGGUGAAACUCGAUUGCUAUUCGCGAUAGAGCCGGAGCGCAUACCGUAUUACUCUGCCGUGGCCGUAAUAGGUUUAGGAAAGGAAUGUCUGGGCUAUAAUCCCUACGAGGUACUCGAUGAACAGAAGGAAGCCAUUCGCCGUUCAGUGGCCGAUGCUUGUAGGAUCCUGGCUGAACUGGACACCGAUCGCAUUGAAGUGGAAAACUGUGGCCACGCCGAGUCCGCCGCUGAAGGCGCAGCGUUGGGAAUUUGGGUGUACCAGGAGCUGCGUGAUCCCAAACGUCGGAUGUCAGUCCCAUCUAUUGAUUUAUAUACCAACAAGGAUGAGAUCUGUGACAUUGAAGGCUGGCGCAUUGGACUGCAGAAAGCGGCUGCACAGAACUUAACCCGGCAGCUACAAGAGAUGCCUUCCAAUCUGCUGACGCCCACGGCGUUUGCACAGAAUGUCGUCGAAGUUCUGUGUAAAUCGGGCGUCAAUGUGGAGGUCAAAGUUGAGGGCUGGGCUGAAAGUCAGUCGAUGCAUGCUUUCCUUGCGGUGGGCAAGGCAUCCUGUGAGCCACCCAUUUUCUUGGAACUGAGCUACUAUGGCACAUGUGCCGAGGAACGCCCCAUAGUCCUCGUAGGUCAGGGUGUAACCUAUGACGCUGGAGGCUUAUGUCUCAAAAAGAAGGGGGAGCUUUUCCAUAUGCGUGGUGACAUGACCGGAGCUGCUGUUGUGGUAGCCACCUGUCGCGCAGUAGCGGGACUCCGAUUACCAGUCAACAUUCGCGGUCUCAUUCCACUUUGCGAGAACGUUAUUGGUUGCAACUCAUUCCGUCCUGGCGACAUGGUCAAGUCUAUGAAUGGAAAGACCAUUGAGGUCCAGUGUACUGACCACGAAGAUGUCCUGGUUCUAGCUGAUGCGUUGCUGUACGGUCAGAACUUCUGUCCCAAGUGCAUCAUUGACAUUGGCACCUGUUCCGGCUAUAUGCGUCAGGCCUUGGACGAGGCUGCCUGUGGUAUCUUCACCAAUUCAGAGAUCCUCUGGCAACAGAUAAAGCACGCGAGUAUGCACACUGGAGAUCGCGUCUGGCGUUUCCCAUUGUGGAACUACUACAGCAAGGCUGUGCGAUCUGGGGGACGCAGUGACGUUCAGAACUAUGGCAUUGGUCGAGGUGGACGUCCUUGCAAGGCUGCUGCCUUCCUCCGCGAAUUCGUUCCAUGUGGCCAAUGGAUGCACAUUGACGCCACCAAUGUCAUGGUAACAGAGGGCGUCGAGUAUGAGUAUCUGCGACGUGGCAUGGCUGGCCGGCCGACUCGUACUUUGAUAGAAUUCAUUGCGCAGACCAUUUGCAAGGAUACCGCUCCAAAGAUGAAUAAGUAGAAUAAUAUUACAGAAGUAGGCAGACGUUAUGGAUGAUUAGAAUCAAUUUUCGCUGGAUGCUACAGAUCGCACACGAAGCUCUUUUAAUUUACAGACGAUUUAAAACUGUUUAAGGAAUAAGGAGACGGGGAAACAUUAAAAUUCUCUCGUUUAUUUAUGGAAAAGAAUUUAUCAAAUUAAAAGUUUUAUCAAAAGCGA